Stylophora pistillata is the source of this 921-nucleotide messenger RNA. RefSeq names its product small ribosomal subunit protein mS25. Gene Ontology annotation, molecular function: structural constituent of ribosome. Lineage: Eukaryota; Metazoa; Cnidaria; Anthozoa; Scleractinia; Pocilloporidae. Gene Ontology annotation, cellular component: mitochondrion. The record is from RefSeq and is a predicted model, not a curated record.
AGCAUCGUGUAUUCUAAGAUGUUGGAAGAGUUGUAGAGUCAGAAUGUUGAGAAUAGUUUGACUUGUGAAAAUCGAAUUUGGGAAGAAUUAAUUGUCUAAUAUGCCAACUGGAAGGUUUCCAUUCCGUCGCACAUUUGAAUACCUCAACUCGGGAAAGUUGAUAUUAAAAUCGGAUGUGAAGAACGUGCUGUUAAAUUAUACUACUAAACAAGAAAGUCUUGGCCUCAGAAAUUUCAUUUACAAAGAUGUUCCUCAAAUUCAGUACAAGAAUCGCACUGUCCAGAUCAUGACAACGAGAAACAGAUUAAGCUAUCCAGUGGUGCAUAUAUUUUUUGGCAAUGGAAAAAAGGUGGCAAUGGAUGUGGACAGUAAAACUGGACCCGAGAUUUUAGAGAUGUUUGGUAAAGUGGCUGGAGCCACAGAAAUGGAGCAAAAAGACAGUGUAAAGGAAAAAUAUCCUGGCCGUUUGAACCCUGCAAACUUUGGCCGGUUUGGACAUUGCUACUGUAUCUGUCAGAAGCCAGGACAGAGGCCAUGCACAGCCAUUGUUCCACAUCCUGAGGCAAAGAAACCAAAAUUCUGGCAACUCAAAGAGGAAGCUUCAGCAGGAUAACUUGAUUUCGUCUUCGGAAACUAAUAUUUUUCUUGUUUGUAUAAUAUGUUUUGGUGAAAGCUGAAGUUCAAAUUUAUCAUUAGUUUGAUAUUUUUCAAACCAGAGUAAUAUUAAUCUUCCAUCUUCUCAGAUCAAGGAAAUAUGAGUAGCUACAAGACAAAGGGAAAUCAAAGUAAAAAUAUUUUAAGCCAGGAAAAAACUUAAAUGCACACCAUAUACACAAUCCUAAGAAGUGAUCAAACAUUUUCAAAAUCAGGGUGUAACACUUUGUUCCUUAAUUUACAAAAUAAACUGUAUUUAACUUUUCA